Molecule: messenger RNA, 2181 nt
Organism: Sporothrix brasiliensis 5110
Lineage: Eukaryota; Fungi; Ascomycota; Sordariomycetes; Ophiostomatales; Ophiostomataceae
Exons: 2
Coding region: 1-2181 (726 amino acids)
Cellular component (GO): MBF transcription complex; SBF transcription complex
Molecular function (GO): transcription regulator activity; DNA binding; protein binding
Source: RefSeq, a predicted model, not a curated record
AUGGCGACAAAGGAGCCCGGCGUGUACAGCGCGACAUACAGUGGUAUCCCCGUGUAUGAGUACCAGUUCGGCGUCGACCUGAAAGAGCAUGUGAUGCGCCGGCGGCAUGACGACUGGAUCAAUGCAACACACAUUCUGAAGGCGGCCGGGUUCGACAAGCCGCUGCGCACACGAAUUCUGGAGCGCGAAGUGCAAAAGGACGUGCACGAGAAGAUCCAGGGCGGCUACGGCAAAUACCAGGGCACAUGGAUCCCGCUGGAGAGCGGCAUGCUGCUGGCCCAGCGCAACAACGUGUACGACCGGCUGCGGCCCAUUUUUGAGUUUACGCCCGGCGACGUCAGCCCGCCACCGGCCCCGCGGCACACGAGCAAGCCCAAGGCACCCCGCGCGCGGCCGGCGGUGCCCAAGUGGACGGCGCCGCCGCCGAUCCACGAAGAGAUGGUCGACGGGGCAGACGUGGCGAUGGGCGACGACGACACGCCGGACAACCUGACGGUUGCGUCGGUGUCGUACGCAGCCGACGACGACCUGCACCACAACGACCUGUCCCAGUUUUCGGUGGGGCCGUCGCAGGCACAAUCGGUGUCGACGCAGCAGCAGCGCAAGCGCAAGCGAGAGGAGAUGAUCCAGGACAUGAAGGAGCAGCAGCACUCGGUGUACGGCGACGAGCUCUUGGACUACUUUUUGCUGUCGCGCAACGAGCAGCCGGCGAUCCGGCCGGACCCGCCGACCAACUUCCAGCCCAACUGGGUGAUUGACACGGAGCGGCACACGGCGCUGCACUGGGCGUGCGCCAUGGGCGACGUCGAGGUGGUGAAGCAGCUCAAGCGGUUCGGGGCCACGCUCAAUGUGCAGAACGAGCGCGGCGAGACGCCCUUUAUGCGGGCGGUCAGCUUUACCAACUGCUACGAAAAGCAGACGUUCCCGGCGGUGAUGAAGGAGCUCUUCGAGACGGUCGACGCGCGCGACAAUGCCGGGUGCACCAUCAUCCACCACGCCGCCAUUAUGAAGAGCGGCCGCGUGACGAGCCAGUCGUGCGCGCGCUACUACCUGGACAACAUCCUGAACCGGCUGCAGGAAACGCACGACCCCCACUUUGUGCAGCAGCUCAUCGACGCGCAGGACAACGACGGCAACACGGCGGUGCACCUGGCGGCGAUGAAGCACGCGAGCAAGUGCAUCCGGGCGCUGCUGGGCCGCGGCGCGUCGACGGACAUUCCCAACCACGAGGGCGUGCGGGCCGAGGACCUGAUCAAGGACUUUAACGCCAGCAAGAAGGCACGCGGUGCCGCGGGGGGCAUGCUGGGCGGUGGAGGCGGCGGCGGCAGUGGUGCUGCUGGCCUGGGCGGCGCGGCCCACAUGCAGCGGUCGUCGUCGCCGUUUGCGCCCGACUCGACGCGGCGCCCGGGCGUGCUGCGGGACGACGGGCUGGACGGUGCGGCCGGCGGUGGUGGUCUGGGCGUGUCGUCGUUUGGGGCCGGGACAUAUGCCAGCAAAGCCUUGGCGGCGGCGGCGGUCUCGUACCAGUCAGAAGCGGCCAACACGGUGCAGUCGCGCAUCACGUCGCUGGUCCUCGACAAGUUCCAGGACCUCUCGACGCGCUACGAGGAGGAGUUCCGGGAAAAGGCCGACGCCGAGAAGGAGGCGCAGCAGAUCCUGGACAACGCGCAGGGCGAGCUGCUGGCGGUGAAGACGGAGACGGCGGACCUCGAGGCGCGCAUCGAGGCGGACGACGUGGCGGCCAAGAUUGCGCUGGAGGCCGAGGCGUCGCAGAAACAGCUGGCGUCGCUGCUGACGCGGCGGAACCGCUUGGCCCUGGACGCGGACGCCGAGCAGGAGCUGACGAGCACAAAAAGCGCAACAAACGGGGCGAACGGCCACGACGACUCGCUGGCCGCGCGACAGGCGCUGGCGGCCGACCUGCGGCAGCUGGCGGCCGAGCAGAAGCAGGCCGAGGAGGACUACGUGGACGCGCUGGCGGCGGUGGGCACGAGCGACAACAUUGAAAAGUACCGGCGGCUGCUGCGGAGCUGUCUGGGGCCGGAGGCGGAGAGUCUCGAGGAAAACCUGGACGGCAUGAUUGCCAUGAUGGAGGAAGAGGCCAGCGAUAGUCUGCGGACCGGCGGCGGCGGUGUGGCGGCAGUGGAGGCGGUGGAUGCUAUGGAGAUCGCGGCAUUAUAG